This is a messenger RNA of Moesziomyces antarcticus, 1806 nucleotides long. Its product is annotated as aquaporin. The record is from RefSeq and is a predicted model, not a curated record. The coding region runs from base 1 to 1806 and encodes 601 amino acids. The transcript has a single exon. Gene Ontology annotation, biological process: glycerol transmembrane transport; water transport. Gene Ontology annotation, molecular function: water channel activity; glycerol channel activity. NCBI's taxonomy places the organism in Eukaryota, Fungi, Basidiomycota, Ustilaginomycetes, Ustilaginales, Ustilaginaceae. Gene Ontology annotation, cellular component: plasma membrane.
AUGAGGUCUCGACGCUCCAGUGUGGCGGCGCCUGAGUCGACCACCGCAGCCGAUGUCGCUGUGCCCAUCCAGGUCAACCUGCCUGGCCGCGCCACUGCCAGCAGCAGCGCCAACAGCAGCCAGGUCGAUCUCACCGGUCAGCAAAUCUAUCUCGCUGCCAACUCGCAGUCCGGCUCUACGUCGCCCAGCGGCGCCAUGUACGAGCUGCGAGCCAUCGCCCCUGGCGAAGCCGCCAUGCCUGGAGAGAUCGUCAAGGACGUCAAGACCGGCAAACACUACAAGAAGAGGCCCGUCACAAAGCCAGCCUACUCCUUAGGUCACACCGACGGCGCUCCCACCACCAGCGGCGCUGGCGUGCGCACCACCGGCCGCAUCGGCCUCGGCCAUGCCUUCCCCACCGAGGAGCAGAACAGGCAGUACAAGGCCGAUAAAGCAAUACGCAAGUCCAACAACGGUUCGGGCACCAGGUCGCCUUCCGUCGCAGGUGGCAGCGCCUCCGGCCACCGCACAUCCAUGGACGUCAACACCUUGGAGGGCCGCGCACAGCUCUUCUCGCAGCUCCGCGACUUGAUCCACCAGGAGUUCGAGCGCGCCAACCGCGGCCAGACCGAGGAGCUCAGGAAGCACGUGCAGCAGGCACACCUCGAGCAGCGCCAGCACUUUGAGGACCACAUCGAGGAUGUCAAGGAGGUCAUCUCCGACCUUCCCCAGGCAGACGAGGGCGCCGCCACCGAGGACACCGUGCUCAAGAAGAAGGAGCUCGAAGCCACCACAGAGACCGCCGUCAACACCGUCGACGACGCAAAGCUGAGCGACUCGGACUCCAAGGGCAGCGAAACCACCAUCGUCAAGGACCCCGAGCCCGCAGAGAGGGGCUACCGCGACGAAGAAGACGACAGCAGCGUCGAUGAGUACGAAUUCCCCAACAAGUGGGCUGCCAUGCGCUACAAGCUCCGCGAGCCGUUCGCAGAGUUCCUCGGAUGCUUCAUGCUCAUGGUCUUCGGCAACGGCAUCAACUGCCAGGUCACCGUAUCGUCGCUUUACGACCCGAGCGCUCCCAAGGGCGACUACCUCUCCAUCUCGUUUGGCUGGGGCGUCGGUGUCGCCAUGGGUGUCUGGGUCGCAGGUGGUAUUUCGGGUGGUAUGAUCAACCCAGCCGUCACCAUUGCGCUCGCCUGCUUCCGCAAGUUCCCCUGGAAGAAGGUGCCCGUCUACAUUGUCGCCCAGAUCCUCGGUUGUCUGGUGGGCUCGCUCUGCAUCUACGGCCUCUACGUCAACCCGAUCCGCCUCGUCGACCCGGACCAGACAGAAAAGACCGCGGCGCUCUUCACCACUUAUCCCGCCGAGUUCCUGCGUCAGCCGUCGACACGGAUGAGCUCGUUCUACAACGAAUUCUUUGCUUCCACUAUUCUGCUCAUCGUCAUCCUCGCGAUUGGUGACUCGAGCAAUACGCCUCCUCCCGACGGCAUGGCUCCCAUGGUGCUGCUCUGGUUGAUUUGGGGACUUGGCGCCUGUCUCGGCUGGCAGACUGCCUAUGCCGUUAACCCGGCGCGAGACCUGGGUCCGAGACUCAUGCUCUAUAUUGUCGGCUACUCGCCCGAUCUGCUCUGGACCUUCAAUGCGUGGUACUGGCUCUGGACGCCCAUCAUUGCCACCAUCGCAGGCGCGCUCAUGGGCUGCCUUGUGUACGACGUCAUGUGCUACACCGGUGGCGACUCGCCCAUCAACAGGAAGGCCAAGAGCCACGCACCCGCGUUCGGGCCCGGCUCCAAAGAAAAGAUGCCCGCGGCCAUCAGCCCGGCUUGA